Culex quinquefasciatus (southern house mosquito) is the source of this 990-nucleotide messenger RNA. Its product is annotated as inositol monophosphatase 2. The transcript has 3 exons. Lineage: Eukaryota; Metazoa; Arthropoda; Insecta; Diptera; Culicidae. The record is from RefSeq and is a predicted model, not a curated record. Gene Ontology annotation, molecular function: inositol monophosphate 1-phosphatase activity. Gene Ontology annotation, biological process: phosphatidylinositol phosphate biosynthetic process; signal transduction; inositol metabolic process. Bases 166 to 963 code for a protein of 265 amino acids.
GUCGCAAAACGUCGUGUUUACCGGGGUUAAACUUUGACUGAGUUUGCUUCCACUGACUGGCGACCUUUUUAGAGAGACGACGCAGACUUGAUUAGGCUAUUCAGCUCGUCCAAUUCCGUCUUACUGUUGUAUGCUUAAGCAGUGCUGACAGAUUUUACAGUCACGAUGAACCCACAACAAGUUCAGGAGGCGUUCGAGCUCGCGCUGCGGCUCACCAAACAGGCCGGUCCGCUGGUGCUGGAAGGAUUCCGUAACGCGUCCAAGGCGGUGGACACCAAGCGGACCCACUUUGACGUGGUCACCGAGUAUGACCGCCAGGUUGAGCAGCUGUUGAUUGGGGGAUUGCUCGGGAGAUAUCCGGACCAUCGGAUUCUGGCCGAGGAGAGUUCGUCGGAAGCUGCCGCGAAGGAACCGCUGGAUGGACGACCUACGUGGAUCAUCGACCCGAUAGAUGGGACGCUGAACUUCGUCCGAGGGAUUCCGUUUGUGGCCAUUAGCGUGGCGUUGGUUGUCGAUGGAGAGCUGACCAUCGGGAUCAUUAGCAAUCCCUGCAUGGACGAGAUCUACACGGCCAUACGAGGUCAGGGAGCCUUCCUGAACGGAGUGGCAAUCCGGACCAAGGGAAUCCAGGACCUCAAAUCCGCCAUGGUCCACAUGGGCAUCGGAAGAAAGAGCCUCGCCCACGGUGCCAACUUUGUCCGCGAAUGUUCCGGACUGCGAAUCUUCGGCUCGGCUGCGCUAACCCUGGCGUACAUUGCCGCCGGCAGCGUGGAUCUGUACUGUGUGGAGUGGCUCAAGCCGUGGGAUAUUGCGGCGGGGGCGUUGCUGGUGCGCGAAGCUGGUGGAGUUGUGCGUGGGUUCAGCGGAGGGGCGUAUGACAUUAUGAAGCCGGACAUUGUGGCGGCGAGUAGUGAGGAAUUGGCCGAACGAGCGCUGGAGGUUAUGGGGGAGAGUUCUGGUUAGAGUGAGGCAAGUUUUUGAGUUGAAUUU